UCCAGUUUUCUGAGAGCUAUGGCAGACAGGGAAGACUACGAUAUCUUGGACGGCCUAGACGCUUCCGACAGUGACCAGGACAUGUCAUCGGUGUCUGGCAACGUGAGCGACGCCGACGAGGAAGAAUCCGGGGGCGCCGGCAGCUACGGCCUUCGGCCCAGGUCGCAGCAGGCUCGGAGGAAGAUCCGACAGAUUGCCGGUGACAGGCCCGAGGGCGAUCCCGACAACGGUAAAGUCGACCACCCCAACAACAAACCACGGAUCGUCCGCUCCAAGGCAAAACGUGUCGCGGCAAACGUACGGGAAAGACGCCGCAUUAGCGAGUACAACAAGGCUUUCAACCAGCUGCGUGUAAGUCUGAACCACCCUCUGAGCGGCAAGCGUCUGUCCAAGAUAGCGACGCUGAGGAGAGCGAUCAACCGCAUCAAGGCCCUUCGGGACUCCCUGGACUCUGCCCCGCCGGCGGUGGAGGAAGACAGCGAUGGUCCCGUGUCGGAGUCCGACGCUUCCAGCCCGGCGGCAUCGUCCCUAGCAGGCGAUGACAACAUGUACAUCUACAGCAAUAACACGACAGAAUUCACCAUGCAACAGCCGCCAUUCGGUACCUCAAUACUGAAUCCACAAACAAUGUCGUCUGCAUCGUACAACACGAACGUGCACCACCAACACUACAACAGAACCGAGCCACAGUUUUUCCGUGAGGAGCCGUUUGACAGUUUCGAUCUUUGUGGUGUACCGCCUUGUAGGUUUGACACCUCUUGGCCGUACUCUGGUUUCCAGUCAACUAUGGCCUGGUGA
This is a messenger RNA of Branchiostoma belcheri (Belcher's lancelet), 798 nucleotides long. RefSeq names its product class A basic helix-loop-helix protein 9-like. Bases 19 to 798 code for a protein of 259 amino acids. Gene Ontology annotation, molecular function: DNA-binding transcription factor activity, RNA polymerase II-specific; protein dimerization activity; RNA polymerase II transcription regulatory region sequence-specific DNA binding. The transcript is spliced from 2 exons. Lineage: Eukaryota; Metazoa; Chordata; Leptocardii; Amphioxiformes; Branchiostomatidae. The record is from RefSeq and is a predicted model, not a curated record. Gene Ontology annotation, biological process: developmental process; regulation of transcription by RNA polymerase II.